UCUCGCCAUUUCAAAAACCGAACUGCCCUCUCCGACCGCCUCGCCGCGGCCUGUCCCCCUCCUCCGCCCUCACCCCUCUCGAGACCACUCUUCACCGGCGGCGGCCCCCUUCCCUCUUAGCCCGGCGGGCAGCGCAUCGCUCCUCUCUACCGAUCGACGGCCUUUCUUCCCCCUCCUGGCUCCUCCUCCCGGGUGUCGGCAGAUCUGUGCGGCGGCGGCCGUCUUCGUCGGCGGCGCGCCCGGCCGGCCGUCGUCCCUAACCUGAUCCCUUCAAGGCUUCUGCUACAGAGAGGGGAUUGAGCACACAGUAUUCACUUGUGAUGACAAGUGAUAAAGGAAAGGCUUCGAAGAAGGCUGGAGAUGCUUCUGGACAGCCAUCUACUCCUCAAGAAGGGAAAGUCAGCAAUGAGCCACAGAGGCAACGGUCGCUCAACGGGAGGACUACCGGCCCCACACGACGCUCAACCAAAGGAAAUUGGACACCUGAAGAGGAUGAUAUAUUGUCCAGAGCAGUUCAGACUUACAACGGGAAAAAUUGGAAAAAGAUAGCGGAAUGUUUUCCUGAUAGAACCGAUGUACAAUGCUUGCACAGAUGGCAGAAGGUUCUAAAUCCUGAGUUGAUCAAAGGGCCAUGGUCCAAAGAAGAAGAUGACAUCAUUGUUGAGAUGGUACAGAAAUAUGGUCCAAAGAAAUGGUCAACCAUUGCUCAAGCUUUGCCAGGACGUAUAGGAAAGCAAUGUCGGGAACGGUGGCACAAUCAUCUGAACCCUGGCAUAAACAAGGAUGCAUGGACUCAAGAAGAGGAAAUUACGCUCAUACAUGCCCAUCGAAUGUACGGAAACAAAUGGGCUGAGUUGACAAAGUUCUUACCGGGAAGGACUGACAAUUCGAUAAAAAAUCACUGGAACAGUUCUGUAAAGAAGAAAAUUGAUUCAUAUAUGUCAGCAGGUUUACUUGCUCAAGUCUCGUGUCUCCCACUUAUUGAACACCCUGCGAAUUUUAACUCCUCACCGGCGAUGACCCAACAAAACAGUGAAGAUAGUGGCAGCAAUGCUGUCAGGGAGGUUGAAGAUUCAUCAGGGUGUAGUCAAUCGUCGUUGGCCAUUGUUUCUUGCUCACAAGUGCAGAAUGGAAAUUCGGCCCUGAGCUCUGAUUUACAACUAAAUGUUGAUCCCAGCAAGAUAGAAACACAUGAUUCUCAAUCUCUUAUGUGUGAGGAAGCAUGCUAUGCUUCCACCGAGGGUGUUGCAUCUGCUUUGUCUGAGGUUCAUUGCCAUGUUUCUUCCUCCGGAUUUGCUUCAGAUAAACACUCACAACAGGAGUUUGCUCAAAGAAUGAAUUUCGAGAUGGAAAUUGAUGAAGCACCAAGUAACUCUGUGUUUGUAGAUAAUCAGACAAUCUGUAGCACAUCGAACAAUGAUAGAUCUAUGUUACAGUAUGAGAUAGCACCAGAUAUGCCUAUCUCAGUACUAACAAGCAUUUCUGGAGCUGAGGAAAAAGUACAUUACAUUUCUGAGGCUGACUUCAGCAGUCCUAAUUGUUUCAAACCAGAACUUUGGCAAGAUAUUUCCUUCCAGAGUCUUCUUUCUGCACCUGAUAUAGUUGAUGAUGAUUCUUUUUCAAGACUAGGUCACCAGUCAGAUGCAUAUUCCUCUAAAGAGGACACCAAUUUUGGGGCACCACCCGAACCAUCACAUGCAUCAGAUCCGUCCAGUCUGAUGGUGACUGCGUAUGGCCAGGGUCCGAUGAUGUCAUUACCACAAUCUCUUAUCUGUUCAAAUGAUUUGUCUGAUGCACCUGAUGAAGAGUCGAGAGAGAUGCCAGUUUCUGGAUCAGAGAUGGUUGUAUACACGCACGAUUCUCUUGGUGAUUCUGAGCAGCCUGCUAAUCAUGGCAGCAGUGGUGGUGGACAUGAUGCUUCUGCAAUUAUUGAAAGGAUGCCGGAAAAUGGGGACAAGCAGUUGACUGAUGCUGAAGAACCACCAUUGGCACAGAGUGAGGCUGCAUCAGAUGGAAAGCAAGAUAAGGGAGCCCUAUUCUAUGAACCUCCUCGCUUCCCAAGCAUGGAUGUUCCAUUUGUCAGUUGUGAUCUUGUAACUUCUGGCGAUCUCCAAGAAUUUAGUCCCCUUGGCAUUCGUCAGUUGAUGCGCUCAACAAUGAAUGUAACGACUCCAUUGAGAUUGUGGGGCUCCCCUCCACGCGAUGAAAGUCCUGGUGUUGUGUUGAAGAGUGCUGCCAAAAGCUUCAUAAGCACACCAUCUAUAUUAAAGAAACGACCAAGAGAUCAAUCAUCCCCGACUCCAGAUAAAAGAAUUCAGAAAAAAUCCGAGACUGAAAAAGAUCACACAAUUGCUACCAAAUCCCUUUUUGGCACUGAUCGAUCUACCUCUUUUCAAUCUCUGGAGAAGAAACUUGAAUUUUCUUAUGAAAGCAAGGAAUUUUUUUGCGAAACAAGUGAGAUGCCAAAAGAUGGACAAAAUGCAUUGAACAGCCAUCCUUUCGAUGAGCAUGCGAGAGCGGAACAAUGUUCCACUUCAAAUAAGGUCAAUACUAAAGAUGAUCUUCCAGAAAAUUUUCAACCUUCAGGUGUUCUUGUUGAGCACAAUGACAAUGCCAUCCAUGAUCAUGGCGCAAAUGUCAUGGAUCAGAAAAUGAACACAAAUCCUGAAGCUUUAUCUGCCUGUAAGGAAAGAACAUGUGCUAAAUCAAAGUCCACAGAACUCAUUGCUGAGAAAUCUUCACCUUGCAUUCAUAUGGAUUAUGAAUAUGUGAACAUAUUGGCUGAUACCCCUGGUGUCAAAAGAGGAUUGGAAUCUCCUUCGGCUUGGAAGUCUCCUUGGUUUAUCGAUAUGCAAUAUAAGGGGUCCUACUUUGUCAGCCCAGCAGAUACAACCUACGAUGCAUUAGGAUUGAUGAAACGGAUAAAUGUGCAGAGUGCUGCUGCUUUUGCGGAUGCCCGUGAGGUCCUGGCAAGUGGCAGUCGAUGUGACAGCAAAGAUUUUGAUAAGGAAAACAAGGAAAACAUAGAUGCCGAGAACGAAACGGGGACUAGCAAGACACAAACAAAAAUCAUGGCUGAGGCAAGAGUCCUUGACUUCAAUGAGUGCGCCACACCAGUAAGAACAGCAGGCAACAGCGUCGGCAGCGGCCUGUCAAGAUCUCUCAGCUCUCCCAUUCCUUCCUCCCACCUCCUGAAAAGUUUGCGAUAGGGAUACACCAGACCAGAGACAUUCUUUGAUAGCGCGUUACCAGCAUGUACAUGCCUCCUCGUAAAUCCCAACACCCAAUUGUCCUCUUGUUCGCUGCUUCUGUUACCCUUGUAACCUGUGACUGGGCCGCUGUUCGGCAUGCAAUUUCAGCCCUUAAAGGAUCCCCAGACUGUUGAAACCUGUACAAUUUAAUUUAUAUAUUGUUAAUAUGUGACAUCCCAGACCCAGACUCUCACUGUCUUAGUGAGUCUGGUAAACGGGACAGUUUUGAGCUCGUCUAGUUAUACAUUUGCAACUUGUUUACUUUUUCCUGGAGAUUGAAAUCCAUUUUUGGUACCAGGUUUGGGUACAAUAUCUAUGUACAGUUUUAUCUAUGAUCAACUUGUAUUUUCAUGUCA
Messenger RNA from Lolium perenne, 3607 nucleotides. RefSeq names its product transcription factor MYB3R-1. Gene Ontology annotation, cellular component: nucleus. Gene Ontology annotation, biological process: regulation of DNA-templated transcription. Lineage: Eukaryota; Viridiplantae; Streptophyta; Magnoliopsida; Poales; Poaceae. Gene Ontology annotation, molecular function: RNA polymerase II cis-regulatory region sequence-specific DNA binding; DNA-binding transcription factor activity, RNA polymerase II-specific. The record is from RefSeq and is a predicted model, not a curated record.